AGCAUCUUGUGCUAUAUAUACUAAGCUUGUUCUGCACGUUAACCAUUUACGUAAUAACGGGGAGGGGGUAUUCUUAGCCGCGGGUACAACGAGGAUCUGGGAGCACAAUAUUUGACACACAAGCUUCUGAGAGGACAUUCACAUCGGUGAAGGUGACGGUGUGUCCCAUGUGAUAAUUCGCCCGGGGGUGCGGCGUGGGGAUAUGGACCACGAUACGAGGACCAACACCUGUCCAGAAAACAACGCGUCAUGGCUUUCAAGAAUCUUCUUUACCUGGCCAAGCAGUCUGCUAGAACUUGGCAGUAAGAAGAUUCUGAGCAAUGAGGAUAUCCCCGACCUGUGUCCCCCCUGCACGUGCAAGACCACCUACCCCCGGUUUGAGAAGGAAUGGGAGAAAGAACUUCAUGCGUCAAGGUAUUAUGACGCUGUGAACACCACACAAGUCUCAAACGGCCACGUCUACCACGAAAAAUCCCCGCCCGACAACGGACCUCGAUCCUCUUCUAACCACACCGCGUCGCUAGUAUGGGCUUUACUGAGAACCUUUAGGUGGCGAUUCACCGCCAUCCAGUUCCUUCACUUGCUCUGUUUUUCCUUACUAUGGAUAGCCCCGAUACAUCUCAGGACAUUAAUCUCCUACGUUGAAAAGCCCUGGGGUGGGGCGUGGCAGGGCGGAGUUCUGGUGGCCUCUCUGUUCCUCAUUCAGGUUUUGGACAGCAUCUUCUACCAACAGUUUAUCUAUAUGAGGAACAAGCUGGAAAUAUCAACGCAGAAUAUACUAAUGGCAGCCAUAUUUAAAAAGUCCCUCCGUCUGUCUUCUGCGGGAAGGAAGAAUUACCCAAUAGGAAAGAUGUUGACUCUGGUUUCCACGGACGCUGCUGAGGCUGGCCUCGCCUUCAACUACGUCUCCUUCUCCUUCCUCAGUCCGCUCAACAUCGUCGUGGUGUUUGUGCAGCUGUUCCUCCUGUUAGGCCCCGCGUCCGCCCUGUCCCUGUUGGGGAGUCUUGUUCUAGUCAUCACCCACAUCCAGAUAGCAGGGGCCAUGCAGAAACUUCUAAAGAGUCGCAUGGAGAAACAGGAUAGCCGUAUGAAGCUGCUGACAGAGGUGCUGACGGGGAUAAAGGCUAUAAAGCUGCAUGCCUGGGAGGUGUGUUUCGGUGGCCGUGUAACAGACAGGAGGGACAAGGAACUGCAAGUUUUGUCGGACGUGUUUCUGUGGAAGAUUCCCUUAUUGCUCUCCACUACUGUAGCUCCGUUCAUGGUAUCGGCUCUAACCCUGGCCAUGUAUGUCUUCUGGUACGAUGACGUUCAUCUCGAUGCCGCAAUCAUAUUCUCCACUGUCUCACUACUCAAGAUACUCCGUCGGGGGCUGAACAUGACGCCAGACUUCUUUCAUGACCUUGCUAGGCUUCACACGCACGUGGGUAGGAUACAACAGUUUCUUCUUCAGGAUGAACAACCACAGCAUCCCCUUGAACACAAGACAUAUACAGAUUUUGCCAUACAAAUAAAAGGAGGGACCUUUUCCUGGGACAGAACAAUACCGCCAGUUUUAAAGGAUAUUUCAGUGAGUGUGUCAAGAGGAGGCUUGGUGGCGGUCGUGGGACAGGUUGGGGAGGGGAAGUCGUCACUGAUUAAUGCCAUUCUCAGGGAGAUGGUCGUCAUCACAGGCACUACAGACGUGCAGGGCAGCAUCGCGUAUGUCCCCCAACAAGCCUGGGUUCAGAACGACACCUUGGAGCAGAACAUCCUUUUCGGAGCCCACUUCGACAGAGAACGAUAUGACGCAGUCCUGGAGGCUUGCGCACUGGGGCCGGAUCUUGAAUUACUCCCUGGCGGAGAUCAAACAGAAAUCGGGGAGAAGGGCAUCAACUUGAGUGGAGGACAGAAGCAGAGAGUGUCUCUAGCUAGAGCUGUCUACAACGAUGCUGACAUCUAUCUCUUUGAUGACCCCCUAAGUGCCGUUGACAGUCAUGUUGGAAAGCAUAUCUUUGACAAAGUUAUAAGUAACAAAGGGCGACUAAGUGACAAAACUCGUGUCCUGGUAACCCACAACGUGUCCGUGCUGUCCCGAGUGGACACGAUCCUGGUCAUCAGCAACAAGUGUGUCAAGGAGCGUGGGUCCUAUGAGGAACUCAUGUCAAGAAACAGUGUCCUGAAGCAGGUGGUGUCCUCCUCGCCUGUAGCAGAUAUAGAUCAAAAAUCGUGGGACACAGAAAAUAAACCGACAGUUGACCAGCGUGUUCCUGCUUACAAGCAAAACGACUCUAAACAGAAAGGGCUGGGGAAGCUGAUCGAGGAGGAGAGCGUAGGGUUGGGAGGAAUGAGGAUGAACGUCUUCUCCAAGUUCCUGAACGCCUUUGGUUCCAGCCAUUGGUUGCUGAUAGGAGGGAGCUACUUCUUGUAUUACGUCACAGUGUCUUUGGCCAACAUCUGGCUGAGUGUGUGGGCCGAGGGCACGGUGCACCAUAACUCCACCAUACACCUAACACAGGGACAGAAGCCGUCAAACACCUGGUACAUAGGCAUCUACUUUGCCCUGGGAAUACUGCAAGCUGCGCUUGUCCUUGGUUACAGUGUUGUUCUCAAGGACUUUACAGUAGUGGCUUCAAGAAAGCUACAUUCAAAUAUGCUGGAAACGGUGUUGAAGUCACCAAUGAAAUUCUUUGACACAACUCCUUUAGGAAGAAUAACCAAUCGGUUUUCACAAGACAUAAACACCAUCGAUAAAGAACUACCCUUUACCUUUGAGAUUUGGAUGGAUUCAUGCUUUCAGACUUUGUGCUCUAUGUGUAUAGUGUUUUAUAGUGCUCCUGGCGUUGUGAUUCUGCUCAUUCCACUGAUAUAUUGCUGUAUUGUUAUACAGAGAUAUUUCAUCAGUACAUCACGUCAGCUGAAGCGGGCCUAUGUCAAGUCGCUAUCCGACGUGUUGAGUUUCUUCAGUGAGACUUCCCAGGGAGUUGAGCUAAUCCGGGCAUUCAAGGAGCAUGAGAGAUUUGCCACACGCUUCGUUCACCUCGCUGAGACGCACCAGAAGUUCAACUACUACAACUUUAUAUCAAACAGAUGGCUGAGCAUGCGUCUAAGCUUCGUGUGCCACGUGAUCCUUGCUUCCACGGCGUUGCUGAUCUUUCUGGAAGGGGAUGCUGUCAGCAGCGGCGUGAUGGGGCUUGCCUUGUCCUUUGCAUAUGAGACAAGCAAUGAUCUCCGGAUGUUUAUCAUUAGAAGCACAAAACUUGAUCUCAUGAGUGUUUCCGUUGAAAAGAUAAUGGAGUAUGCUUCCAUGGAAACAGAGGUAGACUGCUUUAACGGGGGUCAGAGCGUCCCUCCGACAUGGCCGAACCAGGGAGACAUACGAUAUCGGAACUUUUCUCUAAGGUACCGGUCUGGUUUACAGCUGGCGCUGCAUGACAUCAAUCUAUCAGUCAAACCAGGAGAGAAGGUGGGAGUCGUGGGAAGGACAGGGGCAGGUAAAUCGUCCAUGAUGCUCUCCCUUUUCCGUCUCAUCGAUCCUGUAGAGGGCGCUAUCGUCAUUGACGACAUAAACAUCGCCGAUGUCCAGCUCUCCGAGGUCAGGUCAAGGUUGACGAUAAUCCCACAGGAUCCGAUGCUAUUUUCGGAAACACUUCGUGUGAACCUUGAUCCAAUCGAGGCUUACGAUGACCAGGAGAUCUGGACUGCUCUGAGACACGCCCACCUUCACACACUGGUCAAGUCUCUUCCUGGUCAACUUCUCUACAAAUGUCAGGAGGGGGGCAAGAACUUCAGUAUUGGACAGAGGCAGCUUCUUUGCCUUGCAAGGACUCUUCUACGAAAAUCCAAAAUUUUGGUACUGGACGAGGCAACAGCAGCCGUUGACAUGGAAACAGAUGACCUUAUCCAGCAGACCAUCAGGUCGGAGUUCAAGGACUGCACGGUGCUGACCAUCGCCCACAGACUCAACACAGUCAUGGAUUACGACAGAAUAUUGGUGCUGAACAAAGGGAUUGUCGAGGCGUAUGACACUCCAGAGAGACUACUGCAGGACACGAAGGGAAUUUUUUAUGCCCUCGCCAGACAUGCUGGCAUCGUUUGACGAAGAGUGAAAGAAGGAAUAACAAUAUUCAGCAACUUCGAUUUCCAAGAAACAACAAUAUUUCACAUAGUAUCAUACAGUUGUAAUAAUUCUAAACUGAAAUGUGUAAUUCAACCUUGUUGAUCAUUAAAAGUUCAGAUGUAAUAUAAACUCGGGGUCAAAAGAAAGUAUAGGUCGGGUUUCAAAUAUGGAUAAAAUAUCGAAAACAAAACAUUUUUGUGUCUAAGAAAUUUUAGCAUAUUAUUCCUGGAUGUUCGUCAUUUAGACAGGCAUGGUGGUAUUCCCAACAUUCAAGAUAAAAUAAGAACUUAAACACACGUAGGGUAAGGAAAUUGACAUUUCUCCAACAUGUGAACUGGACGCAUCUAAUAACGUGUGUGAGCUCCCGCUGCAUUAGUACACGCAUCAACACGUCUUCUCAUGGAUGACGUCAAGCGUAGGAUGACGUGAUUUGGUCUUCGCAGCCAUUCUUCUCUCAGUGCUUGUUCCAUCUCUUGUCUGCUCUUUGGAACUUGAGAACGACGACGAAUUCGUCUGCGAAGUUGAUCCCACAGAUGUUCUUUCGGAUUCAUAGCCGGGGAACAUGCAGUCCAGGGAAGAACACUGACAUUGUACUGAUCAUGAUUUUGAACAUCUUGUGUCACUCUGCGAGGAUGGGGUCUGGCGUUAUCGUUCUGAAGAAUUAUCCCCUUUGGCUGGUUCUGUAAGAAAGGGAGUGCGACUGGUUGCAAAACUUGAUGCCUGCACUGACAGGCAUUCAGAUUGCCCUGAAUUAUCACUUAGCGCGUCUUCUCGUUGCCAAAUGUCUCCCCAUAAAAUGACGCUUCUACCGCCGUAUGGAUGCACUUCUCGAACGCACUCCCGUGCCAAACGUUAACGUUCUCCCCGACGUCUGUAAACUCUCUGUCUACCGUCACGAAAUAAACAAAGCCGACUUUGACAGUUUUUAACUUGCCAUCGAUGGACUUGUCCUGCCCAGCGUAGUCUGUCAUGUCGACGCUGUUGAGUCACAGCCAUGCUUCGGAAAGGACGAUAUGCUCGGAAUCCUGUAGAUCUUGGCUAUUGACGUUGACGUGACGAAUCUGUUUCGGAGAUGACAUUUCUGGUGUCCCCCGCCGUGAUGUUGCUGGAUUAUUGCUAAAACCACACUCACACACUCACUUUUCCGGAGAUAUAUCGUGCGAAUAUAGCGGUCUUCUUGAGCUGUUAUGACACGUGGUCUACCACUUUGCGGUCUGUCUUGGGUCCCUCCCGUCUGCCUGUCGUAACAAUUUCUCCACCGUCAGUGGGGUACAUCCAAACGUUUUGGAAAAUAUGGACUUGCAGCCAUUUGUGCCAUACCAAUUGCCCUCUCACUGUACAUCGAAGUCAAUCUGGCCAUAUUUUGAGUGUGCUUUUCUUAGAUGUGAUACUAAAGCUUCAUUUAAGCCAAUUUAUACCCGAUUUCAGCACGUGCAUGUCCUGCUACGAGCGGAAAACAUAGUUUACACAGUUUUCAUAACGUCAGCUGUACGGUAACGCGUUUUGUGUUUUGUUGUUUUUUUAUCGGUACUUGGACGAUUCUAGUAAACCAGUUUACUGUCCAUUAACUAUUAAAUGGUUAUAACAAAUGAAAAAUAUUAGCCUUUACUUUCUUUUGCCUCUUAGCUUAGUUCAUCAUUAUUCAUGACGGGAUUUGUCUCGUAAAUAACUCAUUUAAUAUUUAUUCUCGAAAUUUCAAACUUAUACUUUUAAGUUAUUUGCCCUUGACUAAGCUUUUCCGCCAUGUCUGCUGAUGAAUUUGAAUUAAAUUGUAUGCCUACUGAGACUAAACGGAAAAUGCUUGGUGAGAACAAGGCCUUACAUAGAGAAAUUGCCAUCUUAUUUUAGAUUUAUUUUGGUAACGAGAUCUUUAGAUAAGAUUUGUGAGUAGAGAUGACAGGCCAACAUAAUAGAUCAGAUGCUUCAGACCACUCAUGAGAGUUAGAAAUAGUCCCAUUCGAUAUAAUAACAUGUCUUGGAAAUACCGUUCCGACAUGAAAGGAUUCAUGUGUUGCUCACCACUGUUACAAUGUACGUAAAACAAACCAUUCUCAUGAACAUGUAAAAUUGCAUUUCAGAUAAUGUUGAAGAUGAGACUGAAGAGAAAAUAUACAAAAGUUUAAUGCUUUGAACUUCCUAGUAACACAGUUGCAUCCAUAGAUUAAAAUGUAUUUUGUAAUGAUUAUUACUUGAUUUGUUUGUUCGUAGAUAACAAUAGGUAAAUUACUAGAACUUUCUAAAGUAGCACUUCGAUACACACACGCCAUCUUAUGAAUGGAGCUGCGAUGUUUGUCAGAUACGAAUAUGUCGAAUGAACCAGACAGACUUGUCUUCUAGAAUGAAGUGUUAAACAGUAUCAAGGAUGUAUAUUUUUAAUAAAAAUGUGAAUUUGUC
Molecule: messenger RNA, 6490 nt
Organism: Haliotis rufescens (red abalone)
Lineage: Eukaryota; Metazoa; Mollusca; Gastropoda; Lepetellida; Haliotidae
Product: multidrug resistance-associated protein 1-like
Exons: 26
Coding region: 203-4075 (1290 amino acids)
Biological process (GO): transmembrane transport
Cellular component (GO): membrane
Molecular function (GO): ATP hydrolysis activity; ABC-type transporter activity; ATP binding
Source: RefSeq, a predicted model, not a curated record